AUGAUAUUAUUUCAUGCCCUGUAUGUUAUUUGGGUAUUUCUAUUCCUUCCUUUACUCAAUGCAGAGGAAUUCAUCCCCAAAGUAACGGAGACUCUUUCAGAAUAUACAUUCAGUCUAGUGGGUUUUGAUGACUCCAACACUUUGAUCAGAUUAGACAAUAGGGCAGUGUGGAUAAGUUUCGAUGCUGGAGAAAAUUGGGAAACGGUCAAAGAAAUUAAAGAGCGUAUUUUUCGAUUAGUCAUUGAUCCUUUACAUGGACAGGACAGGGCUUUUGCUUCGAUAUAUGCAUCACCCAAAUUUUACGUCACCGAUGAUGGUGGAAAGUCAUGGAGGGCUCUAACUAUACCCAUCCCUGAAGAAUACCAUAUAGGUACUGAUUGCAUUAUAACUACUCAUCCCACAAAAAAAGAGUAUCUUAUUGCAGAUUGUCCUAGUUAUACACUAAACUCAGGUGUUUUCUAUGGCACAAAUAAAAUAUACCUAACCCAUGACGGGGAAUCCUUUUACAAGAUCGAAUCUUCCUUGAAAGAGAAAGAUGAUGACGAUAUAACAACCUCAAGAUGCAACUUUGUCAAAUCUUGCAAGGACUCUGAUAUUAGCGGUAAUGAUGCUUCGAUAAUAUGUUUGUUCUCCAACAUUAUAUACGAUAGCGAACAUCGCUUAACUGAUACUUACACUCAAUUGGCUUUGAGUAGUGAUGGAGGCAGAACCUUUAAAGAAUUCGAUGAAUUCAAAGAUAAAAUUGUUAAUCGAUACAAGAUAUUGAAGUCUCAUGUGGUCGUUUUAACGCAAGACGACGGGCAUAAUGAGAUGUCAUCUAUGGACAUCUGGAUAUCCAAUGAUGCAUCUACUUUUCAAAAGGCACAACUGCCUACUCAAUUACGGCACGUCAAUGUGAAUGAAAUUGAUGAAGAUUCUAUUGGAAGAAUAAUCAUUCCUAUAUCUACAAUGUUCACAGAUGAGAAAAAUGAUCAACCAGCUCCCUCAGAAAUUUUAAUAUCAGAUUCUCAAGGAUUGAAAUUUUCACCCGUUAAAUGGACACCAAACCAUCAGUUUGGAUAUAUUCGUCUCGCUUCUCCUGAUUUCUUAAAAGGAACAAUAUUUGGAUCGUUUCAUCCUUACAUUGACUACUCUCAUCGCAAAGGAAAAUAUGGUGGAAAGAUAGCAAGAGACGAAACUAAAAUAUCUGUUGAUAACGGCCUCACAUGGUCAAAUUUGAAAGUUGUUGACCGAGAAAACGCAGAUUCAUUCGGAUGUGAUAUCACUAGGUCUGAAAGAUGUUCACUUCAGAACCCUUUUUACCAGCUCGAAGUUUCAAAUCCCUCUGCCGGAAUCAUGUUAAUGACAGGUUCUGUUGGCGAUGGCAGUGAAUUCGAUUGGGAAGACCAAAAAACUUUUAUCUCCAGAGAUAGCGGUUUGACAUGGAGAUUGGCUCAUAAUUCUUCUGGGUUAUAUGCCACUGGUGAUCUGGGAAAUAUUAUUGUGUAUAUCCCAUAUGAUCCAAAUGAAGAUGGCGAUCUGCAAUCAGAAUUUUAUUAUUCUUUGGACCAAGGUGGAACAUGGAGUGAAUAUGAGCUAACUGAUGGUAUAAGUGGUAUCCGUCCAUCCCAAUUGAUUAAUACAACACCAGAUGGAUCUGGCUCAAAAUUUAUUCUAGACGGACAUCUCAUUACUACGACCAAUCGAGAAGGCAAACUCGCAAUCCUUUCAAGUAGUAUCGUGUAUGCCAUUGAUUUUUCAGCUGCAUUUGACCGUAAAACGUGUGAAGAGGAAGAUUUUGAAGAUUGGAAUUUGGCGGAUGGGAAAUGUGUUAAUGGCGCCAAAUACAAGUAUAGAAGGAGGAAACAGGACGCCCGUUGUUUGGUAAAAAAAGCGUUCAAAGAUUUGAGUUUACACGAAAUUCCUUGUAACAGCUGUUCUGCAUCAGACUACGAAUGUUCGUUUGAAUUUGUUAGGGACACAAACGGCCAGUGUGUACCAGAUUAUAAUCUAAUUGCUCUUUCCGAUAUAUGUGACAAAUCGAAGAGUAAAUCUGUAUUAGUAGAGCCAUUACAACUAAUCAAAGGUGAUAAAUGCAAAACACCCAUGAAAAUUGAGCCCGUAGACAUUCCAUGUGACGAAAUCCCUAAGGAGGGCUCGAAUGGCAAGGAAAUAGUGACUACAGAAAACAAAUUUGACUUUGAAAUUCAAUUUUAUCAAUACUUCGAUACAGUUGCGGACGAAUCUUUGGUCAUGCUGAAUUCGAUAGGAGAUGCCUAUAUAUCCCACGAUGGUGGACAAACAAUGAAAAGGUUUGACACUGACGGCGAAAAAAUUGUCGAAGUUGUGUUCAACCCAUAUUUCAAUUCUUCAGCUUAUUUGUUUGGCUCCAAAGGUAACAUCUUUUUAACUCACGAUAGAGGAUACUCUUUUAUGAUAGCUAAAUUGCCUGAAGCCAGGCAAUUAGGUAUGCCACUGGAUUUUAGCGCUAAAGCACAGGAUACAUUUAUUUAUUAUGGUGGUAAGAAUUGUGAAUCAAUCUUAAGUCCAGAAUGUCAUGCCGUAGCAUACCUCACCAAAGAUGGGGGUGAAACUUUUACAGAAAUGCUUGAUAGUGCAAUUCAUUGUGAGUUCGCAGGCACACUUUUCAAAUAUCCGUCAAAUGAGGAGAUGGUUAUGUGCCAAGUAAAGGAAAAGUCUUCAGAAACGAGAAGCUUAGUUUCUUCUGUAGAUUUUUUCCACAGUGAUAAAACAACCGUCUUUGAAAACAUUAUCGGUUACUUGUCUACUGGUGGCUAUAUCAUUGUUGCCGUGCCUCAUGAAAACAAUGAGUUAAGGGCAUAUGUAACUAUUGAUGGUGCUGAGUUUGCCGAGGCAAAGUUCCCAUAUGGUGAAGACAUUGGGAAGCAGGAGGCAUUUACUAUUUUAGGAUCCGAGGAGGGAUCGAUAUUUAUACAUGUGGCAACAAACAUAGAAUCAGGACGCGAUUUUGGUAAUCUUUUGAAAUCCAACUCAAAUGGUACUUCUUUUGUCACCUUGGGGCAUGCUGUUAAUAGAAAUACAUUGGGUUAUGUAGACUUUGAAAAAGUUCAAGGUCUUGAAGGCAUUAUCCUCAUCAACAUCGUUUCGAAUAGUGACAAGGUUUCCGAGAAUAAGGAAGACGAACAAUUGAAGACGAAGAUCACCUUUAAUGAAGGUUCAGAUUGGAACUUUUUGAAACCUCCAAAGAAGGAUUCGGAAGGGAAAAAGUUUUCUUGCGAUUCUGUAUCAUUAGAUAAGUGUUCUCUACAUUUGCAUGGCUACACUGAACGUAAGGAUAUAAGAGAUACAUAUUCUUCCGGUUCUGCGUUGGGAAUGAUGUUUGGUGUCGGAAACGUCGGGGAUAGGCUUCUACCAUAUGAGGAGUGUUCCACUUUCUUAACCACUGAUGGAGGAGAGACGUGGGCUGAAGUUAAGAAAGGCUCCCAUCAAUGGGAGUACGGUGAUCAUGGUGGAGUCUUAGUUCUGGUGCCUGAAAAUGCAGAAACUGAUUCUAUUUCCUACUCCACUGAUUUUGGUAAAACAUGGAAAGAUUAUAAGUUCUGUGGUGAUAAGGUCUUCGUAAAGGACAUUACCACCGUUCCCAGAGAUUCUGCUUUAAGGUUUCUGCUAUUUGGAGAAGCAAAAAACAUGGGGAGUGGUUCAUUCAGAACAUACACAAUCGAUUUUAGAAACAUCUUCGAGAGGCAAUGCAAGUUUGAUAUUACCAGUAAAGAAAGCGCAGACUUUGAAUACUCUCCUCUGGGUUCCCAUAAUGGUUGUCUAUUUGGCCAUAGAACAGAAUUUUUACGUAAAACCGAUGAAAAGUGUUUUAUUGGAAAUGUUCCACUUUCUGAAUUUUCCAGGAACGUCAAAAACUGUCCAUGUACAAGACAUGAUUUCGAGUGUGACUAUAACUUUUAUAAAGCCAAAGAUGGUACUUGUAAAUUAGUCAAAGGCUUAAGUUCAGCCAAUGCUGCCGAUAUCUGUAAAAAGGAGCCAGAUUUAAUUGAAUAUUUUGAAUCCUCCGGCUAUAGGAAAAUUCCCUUAUCAACUUGUAAAGGUGGCCUGAAAUUGGAUGCCCAUUUAGCCCCACACCCUUGUCCCGGAAAAGAAUGGGCAUUCAAAGAAAAAUACCCUAUAAACACCGGUGCUUAUGUAUCGGUGUUUGUUACAAUUCUUCUCGUUAUUUUCUUUGCCGCAUGGUUUGUAUAUGAUAGAGGUAUCAGAAGAAAUGGGGGGUUUUCAAGAUUUGAAGAAAUUAGACUAGGAGACGAUGGACUGAUAGAAAACAAUAAUACUGAUAGAGUUGUCAACAUCAUUGUUAAACUAGGAUUAUACCUUUCUUUAAUUACCAAGUCUGCGUUUCAACACACGAAGACAGGUGCAGCACACUUUUCUUCAAAAUUAAGGGCAAGGUUUGGAAACAAAAAGGGUCCUACUUACUCUUCGCUGCUUCAUGAUCAGUUUUCAAAUGAAUCAGAUGGCUUGCAUGAAGACGCCAACGAUUUAUCCAGUUUCACAGAUCAAGGCAGUAAUUUUGAAAUCGAGCAAGAAGAUGCUCACAGACCUGAACAAGAGCGCACGUCACAGACAGACCAGCCUGCCACUAGCGAUAUUCCAGACGCAUUGCCAGCACGUAGUUCCGCCCACAAGCCUGAUUCAACUGCUACGCGCAACGAGGACGAGUAA
Messenger RNA from Saccharomyces paradoxus, 4689 nucleotides. RefSeq lists its product as uncharacterized. Gene Ontology annotation, cellular component: membrane; Golgi apparatus. Lineage: Eukaryota; Fungi; Ascomycota; Saccharomycetes; Saccharomycetales; Saccharomycetaceae. The coding region runs from base 1 to 4689 and encodes 1562 amino acids. The record is from RefSeq and is a predicted model, not a curated record. Gene Ontology annotation, biological process: Golgi to vacuole transport; Golgi to endosome transport; protein targeting to vacuole. The transcript has a single exon. Gene Ontology annotation, molecular function: protein binding.